Molecule: messenger RNA, 1470 nt
Organism: Salvia splendens (bonfire salvia)
Lineage: Eukaryota; Viridiplantae; Streptophyta; Magnoliopsida; Lamiales; Lamiaceae
Exons: 3
Coding region: 229-1470 (413 amino acids)
Source: RefSeq, a predicted model, not a curated record
UCAUGCGUCUUAUAAACAGACGCAUGACGCUCAUGCGUCUUUUUUUUUUAAAUUUGACUAGAGACGCAUGAUGCUCAUGCGUCUUAAAGAGAGACGCAUGAGCGUCAUGCGUCUCUACUUCGAAUUAAACCAGCUGCGAAGGCAGUAGCUCCUCAUUCACGCACGCAGACAGCAAAGGUUGCGAUUUCCUUGGCGAUUUCUUGGCGACUCCCGUCAUAUUUCGAAAUCAUGCAAGUAUUCGUGAGUUUAUAUUGGGGUGGUAGAAUAUAUCAACUUCCUCAUGUGGGCAUUUGUUAUGAUCCUCCUCGUGCGAGAGCUUCCAUCGUAUUGGAUUCAUGUGUUUCAUUAUCUGAAUUAGUAGGAAUGAUAUGUGCUAAGAUAAGAAUAGAUUCCAACCAACACUUCAUCGAAAUAUCUUGGAGGCAUUGUUUCUUGGGUACCGGUACGAGUUAUGUAUGUACUGCGGUUGACAGUGAUCAAAGUGUGUUUUAUAUGUUCAAUGCGGCUCUAAAUUCUACUCGGCAUAUUGAAUUAUUUGUUGAGUAUUCGUCUGUUGGAAAUGCCUUAAUCCCACCAAUUGUUGAUCAUGGUGUUGGUUCAUCUACGAGGUUUGAACCUAUGAGCAUCGACUGCGGUAUGAAUGAGCAAACAGACGUUGCAGAUGUUGGAUUGAAUACUCAAGAGAAUGUACAAGAACAUGCUGAUGUUGAUGUUGUACGAGGAGACCUUGCAGAUCCAGAAUUGUCGUCAUCAUCGUCUGAUGAUAUUUUAAGUGAUGAUUCCGGUGCUGACUCUAGUGAUGAGGAGGUAGUGUAUAAACCCGUCGUACAAGGUGAACAACCACUUCCAGAAUAUGUUCACACUGGGUUGAAAUAUUUUCGCAAACUGCCAAGUGGUCGUACUGAGGUACCUGAAGUUGGUAAUGAACGCAGUACCAUGUACUGGGAUGAAGAACACCCAUAUCGGAUUAAUGGUGGAACAAAAUUUGAUAGCAAGCUGCAUGUGAAGACUGCUAUUACUAUGUGGAGUCUGAGGCAACACCGGCAAUUUAGGGUGGUUGAGAGUAAAUUAAGAAGGUGGCAUGCCGUGUGCAAAUAUCCAAAUGGGAGGACAGAAGAUGGGACAGCUAUUAUCAGCGAGACCGACGCUGACAAAGCGAAUGAAUGUCGGUGGGAAGUGUCUGUUACAUACAUGGCCCAUGAUGAUAUGUGGGAGAUUAGGAAGUGGCGGGGACGCCAUAGUUGUGAAGGUCAUCGUAAUGAUAGAGGACAUGCUAACUUUUCAUCACCAAUGAUUGCUUUGUGUAUUCGCCAUCAGUUGCUAAAAAUUGCCGAGUUUAGUGCCGCCGCCGUAAGAAAUUUUGUUCAUGACAAAUUUCAUGUGGUAGUCAGUUAUAAGAAGGCAUGUUUUCAAAACGCAGCAAGGGGGCCACUGUUCGUCGCCACUGCUGGAUCGUUGCCGCUGAACUGA